This is a messenger RNA of Penicillium verrucosum, 633 nucleotides long. Its product is annotated as 2-hydroxy-palmitic acid dioxygenase MPO1. The record is from RefSeq and is a predicted model, not a curated record. NCBI's taxonomy places the organism in Eukaryota, Fungi, Ascomycota, Eurotiomycetes, Eurotiales, Aspergillaceae. The transcript has 3 exons. Bases 1 to 633 code for a protein of 210 amino acids. Gene Ontology annotation, cellular component: endoplasmic reticulum. Gene Ontology annotation, biological process: sphingoid catabolic process.
AUGGCGCUUAAUCUUGAGAAACAUACGGAGCUUACCAUAGCAAUCCUGUAUAGCGGCCUUAUCCCCAUCGCCAGUAGUGCGCACCUACUAACAGCGCAGGUCAACGUUGCAAUCCACAUCACCUGCGUCCCAAUCCUACUGUUUACCGGGAUCGUACUCGCCUGCAACUGCCCGCCCUUCUUCACUCUCCCAGCCGCCAUCCAAAUCGAAUACCUGCCGGCAAAUGCCGGCACCAUUGGCGCCUUUAUUUACGCCACAUUUUAUGUCCUCCUAGAGCCCAUAGCCGGCGGCCUCCUCGCACCCGCUGUUAUUACAGCUGCAUACUACGGAAACUACUUCCUCAGCACACACGGCAGCAUCGUGAACUACUGGGCCGGGGGCAUACAUAUUGUGUCAUGGCUGGCGCAGUUCAUUGGACACGGCGUGUUUGAGAAGCGUGCUCCCGCCUUGGUGGAUAAUCUUGUUCAAGCUUUACUGCUUGCGCCGCUGUUUGUCUGGAUGGAGGUUCUGUUCUUCUUCGGAUAUCGCUCGGAGCUUAAGAAGCGGUUUGAGAAGGGCGUUCAGCUGGAGAUUCUGAAGUUCCGGAAGGAGGGGAAUGAGAAUGGCAAGGGCAAGGGGAAGGCGGCCCAAUAG